This is a messenger RNA of Cynoglossus semilaevis (tongue sole), 7563 nucleotides long. Its product is annotated as myosin-16-like. Gene Ontology annotation, molecular function: ATP binding; microfilament motor activity; actin filament binding. The record is from RefSeq and is a predicted model, not a curated record. Lineage: Eukaryota; Metazoa; Chordata; Actinopteri; Pleuronectiformes; Cynoglossidae. Bases 733 to 6744 code for a protein of 2003 amino acids. Gene Ontology annotation, cellular component: myosin II complex; cytoplasm; myosin filament. The transcript has 42 exons.
AAAAAACAAUUAGAUUUUUAUUUAUUUCAUUUUACAAUUUAACUAUAAAUUUCCUGGAAAAUAUUGUACACUUCAUGAAAUUUAUAAUGUUAAUAUAAAAGUCAUUUCUAUCGACUAUGCAGAAAAACAAGAUCUGUUUUCUAAAAAGUUAAGACAGCGAUAUGAGAAUAAAUAGCUGUUACCUUCUCCGUGUGUCAGUGGUUUUAAUUUAAACUGCCUUACUCAUCCCAAAUCCCAUCAGACACAGAAAAAGACAGCAAGCAAAAGUGGGAUGAAAAUGGAAGGGCAGAGGGUUGGAGAAGAUUGAUCCAGAGAGGGAUGGAGAUGCCUCCAGGCUGAGUGAUGACUUUCCAGGGAAACCCUAAAUGGACGGAGAUGCAGCGAAGAAUUUCCAGAUCUGUAGCUGCCAGGCAGAUCAGAAGGAUGAGACCUCAGGGUGAGAGCUGAUUUUAGAGUUGUGACCAUAUCAGGAGAUGGACGCCCAGAUAUAUAAGACCACGACGACAAUUCUCACCCCAAAUCCUCCUCCUGCGUACCUGGGCCCAGCUUUGGUAAGUAUGAUACUGAAGAUGUCAAGGAGAAAGUCCUUCUACUUCUCUCUUCCUGUUCUAACUUUAUUUCCAUUUUCCAUCCCAGUCCCAGCCUCUCUCUCUCUCUCUCUCUCUCUCUCUGCAGCAGCCUGUGGGUCAGUGGGCCGAGGAUUUGGAGUCUGCAGCAGCAGCAGCAGCAGCCAUGCCGGGCGGAUACAAAGGUGAGUGUGGGGAUGAGGUGGACCCCAUGCCGUUCCUGGUCCCCACAGAGAAGGAGCGGAUGGAUGCUAUGAACAAACCGUACGACAUCAAGCGCUCCUGCUGGGUCAAAGACGAGAAGGAGGCUUUCAUCGCCGGAGAGAUUCAGUCUGAAGAUGGAGACAAAGUCACCGUCAAGACCAAGAGCACGGUGAGACUGAAGUUGUGCAGUAAUGAAUAUAAUGAAAUAUUUGCUGUAACUAUUAUAACAUUGACUGUGAUAAUUCUUUUUUUUUCACUCCCCUGUCAGACUGUGAUUGUGAAGAAGGAUGAUGUUCAACAAAUGAACCCUCCAAAGUUCUACCAAGCCAGCGACAUGGCCAACCUCACGUUCCUGAAUGAGGCCAGUGUCCUGGAGAACCUGCGCGGCCGAUACGUCCACAUGAGGAUCUACACUUACUCUGGCCUCUUCUGUGUGACCAUCAACCCCUACAAAUGGCUGCCCAUCUACGGAGCCAAAGUGGCCCAGAUGUACAAGGGGAAGAAACGCAACGAAGUUCCUCCUCACCUCUUCUCCGUCUCGGACAACGCUUACCACGACAUGAUGAUGGAGCAUGAGAACCAGUCCAUGCUGAUCACUGGAGAAUCUGGUGCCGGCAAGACUGAGAACACCAAGAAGGUCAUCCAGUACUUUGCUAAUGUUGGAGCCUCUGGGAGCAAAGCCUCAGACUCCAAGGGAUCUCUGGAGGACCAGAUCAUUCAGGCUAACCCAGUGCUGGAGGCCUUUGGUAACGCCAAGACGAUCAGGAACAACAACUCCUCCCGUUUUGGAAAGUUCAUUCGCAUCCACUUCGGCCCCACAGCAAAGCUGGCUGGUGCUGAUAUCGAGAGCUAUUUGUUGGAGAAAUCCAGGGUGAUUUCCCAGCAGGCUACGGAGAGAGGUUACCACAUCUUCUACCAGCUCCUCUCUGGAAGGAGGCCAGAACUCAUAGAGGCUCUGCUGCUGAGUCCAGACCCUAAACAGUACGUGUGGGUUUGUCAGGGAGUCACUGUGGUGGACAACAUGGACGAUGGAGAGGAGCUGCAGCUCACUGAUGAGGCCUUUGAUGUCCUGGGCUUCACUUCUGAGGAGAAGAUGAGCGUCUACAAGCUGACUGGAGGCAUAAUGCACUUCGGCAACAUGAAGUUCAAACAGAAGGCCAGAGAGGAACAGGCUGAUGUGGAUUCCACCGAGGUGGCCGACAAAGUUGCCCACCUCAUGGCCAUCAAUUCCGGGGAGCUCCAAAAGGGUAUAACACGUCCCAGAGUCAAAGUUGGCAAUGAAUUUGUGACCAAAGGUCAGAACCAGGACCAGUGUGUGUACUCCAUCGGCGCUCUGGCCAAGGCCAUUUACGACCGCAUGUUCAAGUGGAUGGUGACUCGCAUCAAUAAGACCCUGGACACCAAGAUGCAGCGGCAGUACUUCAUAGGAGUACUGGAUAUUGCCGGGUUUGAGAUCUUUGAGGUAGGAUCGGCUGAGGAAAGAUAUAAAUAUGCUGUCGAAGUAGAAAAAAAGAAAAUCCACACCUUCCAUCUCUCCGUCCAGUUAAACAGCUUUGAGCAGCUCUGCAUCAACUUCACCAACGAGAAGCUGCAGCAGUUCUUCAACCACCACAUGUUUGUGCUGGAGCAGGAGGAGUACAAGAAGGAGGGCAUCGACUGGGUCUUCAUCGACUUUGGUCUGGACCUCCAGGCUUGUAUCGACCUGCUGGAGAAGCCCAUGGGGAUUUUCUCUAUUCUGGAGGAACAGUGUGUGUUUCCAAAGGCGACAGACAUGACCUUCAAGGCAUCGUUGUAUGACAACCACGUGGGCAAGUCCUCCAACUUCCUCAAACCAAAAGGGGGCAGGAAAGGAGCUGAGGUCCACUUUGAGCUGGUCCACUACGCCGGCACCGUGGGCUACAACAUCGUCGGCUGGCUGGAGAAGAACAAAGACCCCCUGAACGAGACAGUGGUGGGACUCUUCCAGAAGUCCUCCAUGCCUCUGCUGGCUCUGCUCUUCAAAGAAGAGGAAGGGGGCGCUACAGGAACCAAGAAGCAGAAGAAAGGCUCCUCGUUCCAAACCGUCUCCAACUUCUACAGGGAACAGUUGAACAAGUUGAUGAGCACACUGAGAAGCACUGCUCCUCACUUUGUCCGCUGCAUUGUGCCCAAUGAGUUCAAAAAGUCAGGAGUUACUGAUAAUCACCUGAUCCUGCACCAGUUGGCCUGUAACGGUGUUCUGGAGGGAAUCCGUAUUUGCCGAAAGGGAUUCCCAAAUAGACUACAGUACCCAGAAUUCAAACAAAGGUACUGUAUCCUCAACCCCAAUGUCAUCCCUAAGGGAUUUGUCGACAACAAAAAGGCGUCCGAGCUCAUCCUGAACUCCAUCGGUCUGGAUAACAUGGAGUACCGCAUUGGCCACACCAAGGUGUUUUUCCGUGCAGGUGUUCUGGCAAAGCUGGAAGACAUGCGCGACGAACGUCUGGCCAAGAUCAUCACUCUGCUGCAGGCUCAACUGAGAGGAACUCUGAUGAGGAUCGAGUUUAAGAAGAUGGUGGACAGACGAAUUGCGCUGAUGGCCAUCCAGCGUAACGUGAGGAAGUUCCUCCAGCUUCGCUACUGGGGCUGGUGGAAACUUUACACUAAGGUCAAGCCCCUGCUCAUGGUUGCUCGUCAGGAGGAGAUCUAUAAGGCCAAGGAGGAGGAGCUGAGGGUGGCACUGGAGAAGGCCAAGGAGCUGGAGGGCAAGAUCAAAGAUCUCGAGGGGAAGAUGUUCACUCUGUCACAGGAGAAGAGUGACUUGUCCCUAGCGUUGGCUGCAGAGCAGGACACGCUGGGGGAUGCCGAGGAACGCUGCACACAGCUGAUGCACCAGAAGGUCCAGCUGGAGGAGUCGGUGCAGGACCUGUGUGAGCGCCUGGAGGAGGAGGAAGGCAACACGGCCUCCCUCCAUGGUCAGAGGAGACAGCUGGAGGGAGAAGUGAACGAGCUGAAGAAAGACCUGGAGUCUCUGGAGUCCACGGUGGCCAAGACGGAGAAGGAGAAACAGGGUCUGGACUACAAGGUGCGGACUCUGACCGGUGACCUGAGCCAGAGGGACGACCAUAUCUCCAAACUGGAGAAGGACAGGAGAGCUCUGGAGGAGCUGCAACAGAAAACUCUGGAGGAACUUCAGACAGAGGAAGACAAAGUCAACCAUCUGACCAAGACCAACAGCAGGCUCAAUGCACAAGUCAAUGAGCUGGAGGACAGCUGGGAGCAGGAGAAGAGGAUCAGAGCAGAGGUGGAAAAAGCACGAAGAAAAGCAGAGGGCGACCUGAAGAUGACUAUAGAGAACCUGAACGAGAUGGAGAACGCCAAGGUCGACCUGGAGGAGGUCAUCAGGAAGAGAGACUUUGAGAUUAACAACAUGAACUCGAAGCUGGAGGACGAACAAGCACUCAGCUCCAUGCUUAGCCGCAAGAUCAAAGAGCAUCAGUGCCACAUCGAGGAGCUGGAGGAGGAACUGGAGGCUGAGCGAGCCAUAAGAGCCAAGGUUGAGAAGCAAAGGGCUGAGCUGUCACGUGAUCUUGAUGAUCUCAGCGACAGGUUGGAGGAGGCCGGAGGAGCCACCGUGGCCCAGAUCGAACAAAACAGGAAGAGAGAGGCAGAGCUGCUGAAGCUGAGGCGCGAGCUGGAGGAGGCCGCGCUCCAGUCUGAGGCCACGGCGGCCGGGCUCAGGAAGAAACACUCGGAUGCCAUGGCAGAGCUGGGAGAGCAGCUGGAGAACCUGACCAGGCUGAAGGUCAAACUGGAGAAGGACAAACUGAGCAUGAAGGCCGAGAUCGAAGAUCUCAACGUCACGGUGGAGGCCACUCAGAAGGCAAAGAUGAACUCUGAUGCCCACGUCCACAAGCUGGAGGACAACCUGUCGGAGGCCAACGCACGCCUGGCUGAGCUGGAGCGCGUUCAGUCUGAUCUCAACUCCGCCAAAAUACAUCUGACUGCGGAGAACAUCGACCUGAGCCGGGAGUUGGAAGAUGUGCAAAGUAGGUUUACGCAGACCAGCAGGCUGAAGGCCUCGCUCAUCCUGCAGGUGGACGAACUCAAGAGACAGGUGGAGGAGGAGAACAAGGGUCGUAACACAGCAGUCGUGUCGCUGGCCAACGCUCGUCAUGACCUCUCUCUGCUCAAAGAGCAGCUGGAGGAGGAGUCAGAAGCCCGCAGCGAACUCCAACGCCUCGUGUCCAAGCUGAAUGCUGACGUCACGUCCUGGAGGAGCAAGUACGAGACCGACGCCAUCCAUCGCACCGAGGAGCUGGAGGAGACCAAGAAAAAACUUGCGGCACGGCUCCAGGAGGCUGAGGAGGCGGCGGAGGCAGCUCAGGCCAGAGCUGCCAGUCUGGAGAAGGUGAAGCAGAGGCUGCAGGGUGAAGUGGAGGACCUCACCAUAGACCUGGAGAAGUCCAACGCCGCAGCAGCGGCUCUGGACAAGAAGCAGCGAGUCUUUGACAAGCUGGCAGCCGAGUGGAGCCAAAAGAACGAGGAGCUGCAACUGGAGCUGGAGACCAGCCAGAAGGAGAGUCGCUCCUACAUGACGGAGCUCUACAAGCUGAGGACGUCGUACGAGGAGAGUCAGGAUCAGAUUGAGAUCGUCCGCAAGGAGAACAAGACCCUCUCAGAGGAGAUCAGGGAGUUGGUGGACCAGCUUGGUGAGGGAGGCCGCAGUUUCCACGAGCUUCAGAAAAUCAAGAAGAAGCUGGAGGUGGAGAAGGAGGAGAUGCAGCUGGCUCUGGAGGAGGCGGAAGCUUCAUUAGAGGUCGAAGAAGGUAAAAUGGUGAGGGUACAGCUGGAGCUGGCCCAGGUCAAGGCCGACAUUGACCGUAGGAUCCAUGAAAAAGAGGAGGAGUUCGAGGUCACCAGGAAGAACCACGCACGUGCAGUGGAGUCGCUGCAGGCCAGUCUGGAGGCAGAGGCCAAAGGUCGAGCCGAGGCCCUGAGGAUGAAGAAGAAGAUGGAAGGAGACAUGAAUGAGAUGGAGAUUCAGCUGGAGCACGCUAACAGGAACAACGCCGAGCUGGUGAAGACCCUGAAAAAACUGCAGCAGCAGAUCAAAGACCUGCAGGUGCAGAUGGACGAGGACGCCCGUCAGCACGACGAGCUGAGGGAGAAGUACAGCCUGCAGGAGCGACGACUGUGCCUCAUGCAGGGGGAGAUGGAGGAGCUGAGGGGAGCGCUGGAGGCCUCCGAGAGGGCACGCAAACAGAUUGAGCAGGAACUGGUGGACACCACGGAGAGGUUCAGUGAGAUCAGCAUGCAGAAUCAAAGUCUGAUCAUCUUCAAACGGAAAAUGGAGGCCGACCUCACACGACUGUCCAGCGAGAACGAGGAGCUGAUCUCAGAGUUCCGUGCUGCAGACGAAAGAGCCAAGAAGGCGGUGACUGACGCGACGCGACUGUGUGAGGAGCUUCGCCAGGAGCAGGACCGCAGCUCCCACCUGGAGAAGGUCAAGAAGAACUACGAGCAGAGCAUCAGAGACCUGACGGUGAAGCUGGAGGAGGCUGAGCAGCAGGCGCUGAAGGCUGGCAAACGCACCAUCCAGAAACUGGAAACCAAGAUCAAGGAGCUGGAGAAUGAGCUGGACCAGGAGCAGAAGCGUCACACGGAGACGGUGAAAAACCUCCGUAAGGGCGAGCGUCGACUCAAAGAGUUGAUCUUCCAGACGGAGGAGGACCACAAGACCAACCAGCGCAUGCAGGAGCUGGUGGAGAAGCUCCAGAACAAGCUGAAGUCCUACAAACAUCAGAUAGAGGAAGCUGAGGAGCAGGCCAACCCCAGCCUGUCCAAGUACAGGAAGCCGGUGCACGAGCUGGACGACGCCGAGGAGCGAGCGGAGAUGGCCGAGAUGGCCCUCAACAAGAUGAGGACCAGGAACCGAGCCUCCACCACCAAAGGCUUCACCUCGGUGGAGAUCGUCCAGGUCACCAAGCCGUCCGGUGGGGGACAGGACGACUGAGGUGGACACACACACUGCUAGCAGAGUGACACACACUCCUCCAGCCCCCCAGUGGACACUUGAUGAAGAUGUGAGCAGAGAAAUCCUGAAGGAAGUCUUAAAGAAGCCCCAAGUCUUAAACAAGUCUUAAACAAGUCUUAAACAUCACUUCUAGUCUUAAUAAUUGAUGAACUAAUGAAUGUCACCAGUUGUUCUGUUUGUUGCUGCACUACGUUUGUCUAGUUUUUUAAAUGUUGCCUGUUGCAGUUUUUAAACGUAUGCUGCGUGGGAUUUAGCACCACCUAGUGGAUGUAAAACAUAAAUAUAAACAGGAAAAACUCACAUCCACUGAAUUAUACACAGCCUUUUAAGAACACGUCGUGUCCAACGUCAUUUUACGUUUGUAUGAAAUAUGUCCAUGUUCUCUGCACCAUCAUCAUGUUUGUGUGGUCAGACUGGAGGGGGCCUGAGGGGGGGGACAAAGCUGUGUUCUCACGUCAACGACAGAGAGCCCACCUGCGUGUGUCGCUCCUGCAUGAGUGUCAAUAAACUACGAGCAAAUGACGGCGUCUCUCUCAUUACUGAUCCUGUUGAUUGGACAGAUUUGACGUCUGUAAAAUCAUUGGUUCACAGAGAGUGAGACAAAAGUGAAACAAAAGUGAAUUACAUCCUUUGUUGGGUUAAAGUUCUGAAGACCACAAAGAAUUGUCACAGCAACUUUAAAAACACCUGGACCUGACUGCAGUCAGAGUAACAGUCAAUCAGAAUUACACACAGAUGGUGUAUUUCUUCUUGUAACCAUGGUAACAGCAUCACUCCUCAAAGCAUCACUCCAGAUAU